AUGCGUUUGCUUAUCCCUGCAUCACCACAAGUUGUGCUUUCCUGUUUGAGCAGGGGGACAUCAGGAUACCCAAAGUCUUCGCCGAUUCGUCCGGUUCCAACCACUGUAGAUGCACUGGGGUGCCAUCCAGAUCAUCCAGUUCAACCGCAAUUUCUGACAUUCCCGUGGGAAGAAGCAACCUCUUUGAAGAAGGCUGCUAUUCGGACCAAGCACCUCUCUGAGGAAAUGAAGGCUUGCAAAUUGACACAGAUGGAUCUGACCGGGCUCCCUCACACGAAUGCCCAAUUCCUCUGCGCUACAAUCAACUAUGAAUGGGAUGGGGACACAUCUGAUGAUGGGUCUAUUGAAAAAUGUUUCACUGAAGAAAUGGUCACUGUUCUGUCCAUGAUGGCCAUGGACAAUGCCGAAGACGACCUAGUUAUUCUACCGGUGAGCGAACUUCGUGCGCGAGACAAGAAGCUGUGGCUGACUUCUAAGGAUAAAGUUGAGGAGCUCACGUAUAAGAAUCUCAAGCCCUAUGUUGACUGGUCUUGGAACAAUGGAGCUAAUAAUAAUAAAUCUGAUGCAUUAAUCGUGUUAAAACUAUCUCAAGUUUCUAGAUUGCCGUUAACGGCUGUCAUGGCCAUUUACCAUACGGAGUUGUGCUAG
Messenger RNA from Cylindrotheca closterium, 648 nucleotides. Lineage: Eukaryota; Bacillariophyta; Bacillariophyceae; Bacillariales; Bacillariaceae. The record is from the annotation of a GenBank genome assembly.